Messenger RNA from Phascolarctos cinereus (koala), 4694 nucleotides. It is a transcript of the gene ARPP19, whose product is annotated as cAMP regulated phosphoprotein 19. Gene Ontology annotation, molecular function: protein phosphatase inhibitor activity. The record is from RefSeq and is a predicted model, not a curated record. Gene Ontology annotation, cellular component: cytoplasm. Lineage: Eukaryota; Metazoa; Chordata; Mammalia; Diprotodontia; Phascolarctidae.
UACCGCGACGGCGGUGGGCGCUCAGAGAAAGCGGGCUGGAGGGCGGGAGCAGGAGGUUGAGGGACUGAGCGUGACGCGGGCGGUGGCUCGUGGGGGAACGUUGUUGGCGGCUGUAGGGGCUUCCUCUUCCCUGCUCUUUUGCAUCUCCUUUCCCCCAGUGUCCUCCCAGUCGACUGAAGGGGCGCAAUGUCCGCGGAGAUCCCCGAGGCGGCCUCGGCUGAGGAGCAAAAGGAAAUGGAAGACAAAGUAACUAGUCCAGAGAAGGCAGAAGAAGCAAAAUUAAAAGCAAGGUAUCCUCAUCUGGGACAAAAGCCUGGAGGUUCAGAUUUCUUGAGGAAGCGACUACAGAAAGGACAAAAGUAUUUCGACUCUGGGGAUUACAACAUGGCUAAAGCAAAAAUGAAGAACAAGCAGCUUCCUACUGCAGCAGCUCCUGACAAAACAGAGGUCACUGGUGACCACAUUCCUACUCCGCAGGAUCUUCCACAGCGGAAACCAUCCCUUGUUGCUAGCAAACUGGCUGGCUGAUUAAAAGAGCUGAACUGCAUGAAUCUCCUCAUUCCUGUUAUUUCUCUCAAACAUGUUAUUUCUCAGCUUUUUUUCCCUUCCAUACACUAAGUCAUUGAGACUGACAGCUUUGCAGGUAGCGGUAGUGUGUGCUGCUAUUGUUAAGGGAGUAAACUUUUAAGAAUAAACUGUAGUACUUUGGACUAGUUGAACAAUGCACUGAUGAAAAAAGGACACAUGUUAGAGCAAUGUAAAGUAAUCUACUUGAAAAUAAAUGUAUAUAUUGCCUAUUCCUUAGUGUAGGACUGGUUCCAGCAAAUAACAAGCAAGUUUUACAGUUCACUGUUUUGGCUUUCCUUAUUCCUCUUAAUUACAGCUUUAUAUGUUUGUGUUAUUUAAUAUAAUCUAUUGUGUUGCUUUUUUCUGUAUUUUUCUGUUUGGUUUUGUAAAACAGGGGUUUAAGACCACAGGUUGUUAGAUCAUGUAUUUAAAAUGAAACACACACACACACAAGGUGGGAUUCUAUAUGAUUUCUAUCUUUGCUCUUAAACUUGAAUGGCCUUAAACCUGUUUCAGCUUUAACAAUAGAAUUUUACUUGGGCAAUAUUUGCCUAUCCUGAUGUAACCUUUUGUGAAUUUAGUGCUUAUUAACAGCUGCCCAUUGAAGCUGGGUUUUGUUUGUUUUGGGGUUUUUGGUUUUUUUUUUCAAGUUCUUAGUGUUAGAAUACCUUUUCUUUUGAAGAUGUGAAUGAAGUGUGCAUGUGCAUAGACUGUUGAAUUCACUUUUGUGCCAUUUUUGUAAAUAUAAUAGUUUUGCACAACCUCUCGCAAAUGUCUGUAUUAAUUUCACACUUUUAAACUGUUAACAGAUCAUGUGCCAACCAGAAGCACAAGAGUUCCCACCUCAAACUCUACAGUUAGAACUUUUGUAUAGGUAAGAGUAGUUUACAGUCUUGAAUUUAGAAAAUACCAAACUGAAUACUUUACUCAUUUCGGUAUAGACUUAUGUGUUUUCAUCUGUUACUAAUGCCCAUGACAUGCAGUGGCCUUGUGUGCAUAUACAAUAUGUUGCUUAGGCAUAACUUUUGUCCUAUGCAGAACAUUUCAUUGUAACUUACGAAAUUACAAGUCAUGUAAUUUUGUAAGAUUUUUAAAAAUGGAGAAUAUUUUUACUUUCACACUCAACUUUCUGAAAGCUCUAGAAUAAAAAGCCUUCAGGGCUUAACCCCAUUUCUUGCUAUUAAUUUGACAUGUUUUAAGAGCAGGAGUUGAGGCCAUUUUGUGCAUUUGGAAGUAGAAGCAUAUGCUUAAUUUAUAAUUGUUCUGCUGAAUUCUGUACUUAAGACACACUAGGAUGAUAUUUUCUUAUUGUUUAGUAGCUAUUAAAUCCUGAUCCUGUGUAAUUAAUAUUUGACAAUUCUAAAUGUACAAAUAAAAGGGAAUUUUGAACAAGUAAAUACUUGAAGACCGACAUCCCAAAGAUAUAAGUCAAUAUGUAUGGACCUGUAACAUUUUAGUAAAUAUUUUUAGUGUUAAAUUAGAAAGAGGAAACUAAAUGAGUUGACCCUUGCUCCAGUUAGACCAUCUCAUUUAAAGAGGGAUGAAUGUAUCCCAGUUAAACAUUUAAGCCUUAGAUAUUCGGCUUUUAUAAAUACCAUCUUUUUUUUUUUAAGAUUUGAAGUGAUUUCCAUUUAAUUUUUUUCCCCUGUAGCACUGUUUCUUUAUCUCAUUCAUAAACAAGAACAAGUUGAGGCAGGCAGUCUUACCAAGAAGUUAAAAAUCUUUGUUGUGACUAAUUUGCCGAUUCUAGUUUUGUACACUUCCCCCAAUUUUAUGCAAUUAUACAUUAUGACAAUAUUAGCCCGAAAUAUGCCAGUAGUAAUGUUUUUCUGUCUAUAAAUUCCCUUUUGGUGUGUGUGUGGGGAAUGGAGAAAGAAGGGUCAGAGGAGGAAAGGGAUCCAGGCUAAUUUUAGGCCCUGAACACAUGGUAAUUGCCAUUAUUGCAUUCCUGUAAACAAAAAUAUUAGGUGCCCAUAAGUAGAUUUAAUCAUCUCUAUUGGCAUUAACAAAAACUUUUAGCAAGUUACCAUUUUAAGAAAAGUUAUACAGUUACCUUUCUGCCCUCAAAAACAGAAAAACAAAAUGAAAAUGAUAUUAAGUAAAAAAACAAACCAUAGAUGUGUUUGGAAAAGGAUACCAGAUUUGUUCAAGUAAAAUCUUCACCUGUAAAUUAGUUGUUGUAAGAAUCACUUCAACAUUACAAAAACAACCCAAAAUGGAAUUUUAUGGAUUUUUGUCAAUUCUCGUUUAAUAUGUUCAUGAAAGACUUAAGUACUACAGCAAUGAAAUCCCCAUUCAUCUGAGGGGAGUGAUCUAAUAAGCACUGCACUGAAAGAUUAAGAACACAGUGCUAAUCCUGACCAUGAAAGAAGAAUGUUGCUGUUAGCCUCUGGCAGGUGACUCAAGUGCUGCCUGUUUCAGUUUUUUAACACAGGAUGCUAAUACUUAAUCUACCUCAAAACAUGUUGAGGAUCUGUGAAAUGCUAUUUUAAGUGCCCAAUUUAAAAUAAUUGUGGUUGUCUUUAAUAAAGAUAAAAUUUUCCUCAUAAAGCCAACCUGCCUUCUACAGAGUCAUAGUGCUUCAGAUCUCAGGAUUUUCCUAAGGAAAGACCUGUUAAUGAUUUAAUGUUCAUUGUAUAUCUCCAUUAGUGGUGCUCUCAGAGCUGGUUGCUGUACCCCAAACCUCCCUGUUCAUUUAUAAAAAGUGAGGUUUUACUAAAUGGUGUGUUAGUUUUGAGUUUAUGGAUUUGAAAAUGUUUGCGUUUUAGAAAGUGUGGAUAAUAGGAAAACUGGCAGAAUAUUGAAGGAAAUUUUCCAAUAACUAAAUUUGGUGAGCCAAUCAUAAAAAAAAUUAGCAUUUAGUUGAAAACAUAACUAGCCAUUAAAAAAAAAUUUUAAAUUCAGUGUUGCCCAGGAUGCUUAGUUGUUUUGAGGUAAAUAAGCAUAGUAUAACUUGUUAGAAUGGAAUUCUUGAUGUAGAAAUUUACCUUAAUACUCAAUGUUCUAAGCCAGUUAGUAUAAAAUAGCAUUGUAAAAAGCAUGUUCAUUUCAUUCUUUGGUGCUGCUGAUUUUUAAAUGAGUUAUCUUUUUAUUAAAGCAGACUCAAAAGGGCUUCUACUUGGGCCUCCUUUUUUAACAAUUGGAGUUGACAUUAUAUGUGCUUAAAGUAAUAAAGCUACUGAGUAUUAUGAUGGUGACUUUUCACUAAAUUAAAAAUUAAUAUUAUUUGAUUUAGUUUAAAUUACAGGUUUUUCUGUAGCUAACUCAGGUAUUAUCUAAUUUAAGGGUAAGUAGCCUGUAGUAAGGGCACUGCUGAGUUUAGCAUUCUUAUAUUCCAUAACAUAUUCAUAUAUUUUAUUUUCCCCCUCUUUAAUUUUUUCCCUUUUGUCCCUCGCCCUCUUUUUCUUUGCUUUGUAUACCUUAAGUCUCAGAAUGGCACCAAUCACCUUACUUAGCUCUUAAUGUUUCUCAGGAUUUGAUGAGAUCAGAUAUCUCCAUCUGUCCCCAAAGUUUGCUGAAAGUAUACAUUAAUUAUCUUUAAUAUUUGGGAAGUCACUAAUUUGAACCACUGACCAUUUUACACCUCAGCAUGCACUGCCAACCAAAUUCUACUUGUCAUUAAGACCUUUGUUUUUGUAUUAGAAAGUUUCUUUUCCCACCUUUGUAAAUAGAGGAUCAAAUUGGAAGUAUCUACAGAAACCUCACUAGAUUAGAUAACCCUAAGGAUGUGUGAACACCUCAUAUAUUUCUUUCAUAAGUUUUGACAUCCCAAAUAGGUAGUAAUCCUCGAUCUUUUUUCCCCUGGAAAUUCUUUUAUUUUGUGGCUUGUCGGGUAAGCCAUGAUUAGUCAUUAAUGUAAUAUGUUUAUAUAAUGUCACUUAUCACCUAGGUAGAAGUUUGAAGUAAAAAGUUAAUUCCUCCAGUGCUUUGCCCUCAAAUCUUGUUUUGCAUCUCUCAUUGAUGAUGCAAUAGAACAUCUAGCAUGUAUAAAAGAACCAGACUAAUACCUCUUCUGUUUCAUGUGAGUUGGGAACUAAUGAUGAAACUUGUGAAUUGCCAAUCCCUUCUAAAAUUAUACUUGUAAGAGAUAUAGGAAAAUAAACUGUUCUACUCAAUUUUUAUUGUUG